AUGAGUAAUUGGCGUUUUGGUAAUAAAAAACGAGCUAAAUUAUUCAUAAGACGAAAAAUGUUGAAACACAAUUUGGCAAAUUUACAAAAAAAAAAUAAAGAAAUUCAAGAACUCGGCAAUGACGACAGCAAUAACGUAACAGAAAUAAGCAAUAAUCAGAGUAUAAACACAUCAAAUCAUAGUAAUGAACACGACGAUAACAGGUAA
Molecule: messenger RNA, 207 nt
Organism: Macrosiphum euphorbiae (potato aphid)
Lineage: Eukaryota; Metazoa; Arthropoda; Insecta; Hemiptera; Aphididae
Source: the annotation of a GenBank genome assembly